AUGUCUCUUUUUAUUUCUGUAGUGUGCGUCGGUCAAAACAGCGUUCCUCUUAACAUACAUGGUCUGGACAUGACAGUUCAAGUAACGUCCCUCUUUAUUUCUAUGGCCUUUGACCUUCAAAACAGCGUUCCUCUUUAUACACAUGGUCUGGACCUGACAGUCCAAGUAAUGUCCCUUUUUAUUUCUGUGGUCGGAUGGUCUGGACAUGACAGUCCAAGUAAUGUCUCUCUUUAUUUCUUUAUUCGGGUACCAGUCAAAAACAGCGUUCCUCUUUAUACACAUGGUCUGGAGCUGACAGUCCAAGUAAUGUCCCUUUUCAUUUCUAUGGUCUGCGAUCAUCAAAACAGCGUUCCUCUUUAUACACAUGGUCUGGACCUGACACUCCAAGUAAUGUCUCUCUUUAUUUCUGUGGUCGGGUACCCGUCAAAACAGCGUUCCUCUUUAUACACAUGGUCUGGAGCUGAAAGUCCAAGUAAUGUCCCUUUUCAUUUCUAUGGUCUGCGAUCAUCAAAACAGCGUUCCUCCUUAUACACAUGGUCUGGACCUGACACUCCAAGUAAUGUCUCUAUUUAUUUCUGUGGUCGGGUACCCGUCAAAACAGCGUUCCUCUUUAUACACAUGGUCUGGGCAUGA
Molecule: messenger RNA, 633 nt
Organism: Acanthosepion pharaonis
Lineage: Eukaryota; Metazoa; Mollusca; Cephalopoda; Sepiida; Sepiidae
Source: the annotation of a GenBank genome assembly